GAUGCUGAAAACCUUACAGAAGAGAAGAGAGAGUGGGGGAAGUGUUGAACAAAUAUCUGACAGAUUUUAAAGAGGGAUCACUAGGAGCUGGAGGAUGGCCAGAUUCUAUGACUGCCUAUAUGCUCUCCAAAGCUGCCAUGAAUGCCUAUACAAGGAUUUUGGCUAAUAAACACCCCAGUCUCUGCAUUAAUUGUGUUUGUCCUGGCUAUGUCAAAACUGAUAUAACCUAUAAUACAGGAGUCUUGACUGUUGACGAAGGUGCUCAAGGUCCGGUGAGAUUGGCAUUGCUGCCAAAUGGUGGCCCUUCGGGUCUCUUCUUCUCUCGAUUGGAAGAAUCAGAAUUCUGAUCAGAUUGUCGGAAAGUUAAUGUUUUUUCCUCUGUACUGCUUUAUGAUGAUCUUGGAAUCUCAAACAAGUAAAAGCAUAUAUGAUAAAAUAAAUAAAUAAAUAUCAUUUAAAUAU
Messenger RNA from Rubroshorea leprosula, 462 nucleotides. The record is from the annotation of a GenBank genome assembly. NCBI's taxonomy places the organism in Eukaryota, Viridiplantae, Streptophyta, Magnoliopsida, Malvales, Dipterocarpaceae.